This is a messenger RNA of Daphnia pulex (common water flea), 1771 nucleotides long. Its product is annotated as XK-related protein 4-like. Gene Ontology annotation, biological process: apoptotic process involved in development; engulfment of apoptotic cell; phosphatidylserine exposure on apoptotic cell surface. Gene Ontology annotation, cellular component: plasma membrane. The coding region runs from base 160 to 1554 and encodes 464 amino acids. The record is from RefSeq and is a predicted model, not a curated record. The transcript is spliced from 5 exons. Lineage: Eukaryota; Metazoa; Arthropoda; Branchiopoda; Diplostraca; Daphniidae.
UUGCCCUCUUCCGCCUCUUUUCAUAUCUGUCAAAGUCGGGUAGUCGUCAGACGGCGCUACGUUUUCAAAUUAUUAUAGCAGGUGUGUGUGUGUGGCUGUGUGCUAAGCCAACGGCUCGUGUUUAUAAAUCAAACCUAAAUUAGUUUCACGAGCCCAAAUAUGGAAUCUACCGCCAAUACAGUUUCAUCGCCGAGUAAACUGUUACCAAGGGCGUGUCAUGAACGUGUGUCGGCUGAAAACGAAAAAGACAAGUGUCAAGAGAAGUCGCUGGUCGAAACGAGUCACUUUGAGUUCGACGAAGUGGAUGGCUUGCGAGGAAAAGCAAAUUUCAACUGGCUCGAUGUAGUCUGCAUCGUUGUUUCCAUAUUCAGUUACAUGGCUGAUCUUAUCACUGACGGAUUUAUGGCUGCCACAUAUUUCAAUUUGGGGCACCAUUGGUAUUUUGGGUUUACAUUGGCUUUCGUGGCCAUACCUGCUCUCACCAUGUCUGGUUUGAGUACAAAGUGGUACAUUAAAGAUCAGAACAACCAAAACUUUCCUCCAGUGUCUACAUGUACCUGGGUGUUUCGCAUAUUCUGCCUAAUAUUUUUUCUUUCUCCAGUUGCAAGAUAUGUUGACACCCUUCGCUAUGGACUUCAAAGUAGACGAGCCAAAAAGAGGAAGGAAUACAACAAAAUGGGCCAGUGUUAUGCUAGAAUGGCCUAUGAAGAUGCUGAUGCCACAUUCCUAAGACUGUUUGAAUGUUUCAUGGAAUCUGCUCCACAGCUAGUGUUACAGUUGUACAUUAUGGCAAAAAACACUUUCAGUUUUGGAACUGAUCCAAUAGCUGUGACUUUCCAAGCUGCCUCUGUUGUCACUUCUGUCGUCAGCUUGGCGUGGGCAUUGACGACUUACAACAGAUCACUGCGCUUUGCCCAAGUAGACAAGGAAAACAUUCAUUUGCUGGGAACUUGCGUUCUCUUCUUAGCUCAUCUUUUUGGGAUAGUUGCUCGAGUCAUUGCACUGACUGUCUUUGCUUCCGAAUACGGUUGGUUUAUUUGGCCUGUCUGUCUUGGCCACUGGAUCCUAAUGGCUAUAUGGCUUUGGUUGCAGGCAACAGCCGCGUGCUCCACCCGCACAGAAGAAUUCUUCUUUUGCCUUAUUUUAGCCAUCAUCCAUGUCUUCACAUUCUUCAACGUCAAACCCGAUCGAACACGUUUCCGAUAUGCUUUCUAUUACGCUGUUUGUUUCUUCGAGAACACCAUUCUUAUGGUGCUGUGGUGGAUUAAGGUAGCUGAUAUAGCCCCACCUCGUCCUUGGUUUCACUUCCCGGCCCUGUUCGGCCAGAUAGGAUCCUUUGUACUGAGUAUCGCUCUACUUGCAUUUUACUACAAGUGUCUUCAUCCGAACCUGUUGCUGCCCAAUGUCGGCAUAUGCAACAAGGAUGGAGCAACCUUGUGCUUAAGCGAUACUCACCCUCCUAUCAUCAAUGGUGUUCCUUCCCCUCGUACUAGUCCGGCUCGACUCGGCAGACUCGACAUCAUUCAACGCGAAGAUGUCCAUCCUGAAAUGUAGAAUCUCUAUUUCUGUCCUCCACUUCGAAAAGAUCUGGAUUGAUCUUAUUUCCGAUAACUUGACUAACGUUUUGUACAUACUCGUCAGCUUCAAUCAGGGAAUAACUUGACUUGCGCAUUUGCACUUUUUUGUGGUUUGCUCUUUCGUGAUACCCUCGCACUUACUGCUGCUAAGCACAAUUUCCUAUGGUAAGAAUACACCGUAUUUUGCACAGCUA